Messenger RNA from Manduca sexta (tobacco hornworm), 3631 nucleotides. It is a transcript of the gene Or85e, whose product is annotated as putative odorant receptor 85e. Gene Ontology annotation, biological process: sensory perception of smell; detection of chemical stimulus involved in sensory perception of smell. Lineage: Eukaryota; Metazoa; Arthropoda; Insecta; Lepidoptera; Sphingidae. Gene Ontology annotation, cellular component: plasma membrane. The record is from RefSeq and is a predicted model, not a curated record. The transcript is spliced from 8 exons. Gene Ontology annotation, molecular function: olfactory receptor activity; odorant binding.
AUGACCGUUAAGGAUUUGAAAAUAGAAAAAGCAACGAACUACAUUCAUUACAUUAUCCUGCCUUUGAAAAUAGUUGCAUGUUGGGAUUGGUUUCCAAAGCCGAAGAGGAACCGUGAAAUAUUAAUGAACAACAUUUAUUUAGGGAUGGUAUUAUUUGUACUCACUUACAUGCCAGUUGCCCUUGCGGUACAUCUCUACACUGAAUGGCAGGACAUUAUGUCCAGUCUGGACAAAAUAGCCGAUUGUCUGCCCCUGUUGGUUUCUGUGGCUAUAGUGUCAUACUACGCCCUUUAUAGAAAAGAUUUGUACACGCUAGUGGACUAUAUGGAGAAGAACUUCAAGCAUCAUUCGGCGAGGGGCUUGACGAAUAUGACGAUGUGGGGCAGCUACUGCAAGGCGAGGAACUUCGGCAGGAUAUAUACCGCCUGCACAAUGUUCAGCGUUACUAUGUAUGUCACCUUGCCGCUUAUCCUUCAUUUGUGGACAAAGGAACCUAUUCAGAGCUGGGUAUAUAGUGACGUCACUCAGUCUCCAUUCUUGGAAUUUGUCUUCUUGCGUUAUUUUCUGACGCAGUUUUUCGUGGGAUUGGCUAUGGGACAGUUUGGAGUUUUCUUCGCGGCAAAUUCGAUCCUGAUUUGCGGGCAGCUGGACCUGUUGUGUUGCAGCCUGCGCAAUGCGCGUUACUCCGCGCUGUUGCGACGCGGUGUGCGGUACUCGGCUCUGUUCGCGGCGCGCGCCGAGUUCACCGCCGAUGAGCGACACAAUUACAUUUACAAUGUUGCUGAAACUAUAAAUUCUGAUUUUCAUUACGAUAGGAAAGUUGUGAGUACAAUUUCGACAAAAUUUUGAUUGUUUGACAUGUACAGCUCGGAGUACGACGAAGCAACCGUGGACGCACUGUGCGACUGCGCCCGCUUGUGUCAAAUCAUAAAACAGUACAAGGAGAUGUUUGAGACGUUCGUGUCGCCGCUCCUUGUGCUAAGAGUCGUCCAGGUGACGCUGUACCUCUGCACACUGUUGUACGCGGCUACAUUGAAAUUCGACAUGGUCACCGUGGAAUAUUUGGCAGCGGUUGCUUUGGAUAUAUUUGUGUAUUGUUAUUAUGGCAAUCAAAUUAUCAUUCAGGCAGACCGCGUUUCCACGGCGGCGUACCAAAGCGUGUGGCACACAAUGGGCGUGAAGCCGCGCCGCAUGUUGCUUAACAUCUUGCAGGCCAACAGGAGGCCCGUGGUGGUCCGCGCAGGCCGGUUCCUGCCGAUGGAUUUGCACACUUUCGUCGUGAUAAUCAAGACAUCUUUCUCGUAUUACACAUUGUUGGUCAACGUUAAUGAAAAAUAAUUCAACUUCACAUUCUGCACUCAAUGUAGACGUUAGUUCAUUAUAUGGAUCAUAUUAUUUCAGAUCCACUUACCCUUUUAGAAAUGUUAAUUAUUGCAUCACGUGUCACGAAUACAUCUACUUCCAAACACUCAAAAAUCUGCCGUUCGGAUCGUUUUUAAUACUAGCCUACGCCUUGACGAUUCUAAAUCAACUUUAUCCAUAUUAUAUUUUUUAUUUAAAUUAUUAAACAACACAAGUUCAUAUUGUGUUGGGCAAAUGGAGUUUCUAAAUUAUUACUUUACAAUAAUUACUCUAGCAAGCAAGUGUAGCGCAAUUUUAUAGUAUUGUAGAGAUGUAAGUGCACUUCCCAAGAGUUUAUAAACUAUAUGACGCCAGAAACUGUUCAACAAUUACACUAGUAGUAAAAAUAAAUAAACACAUAUUUCAGAAGUAUUUUAUUUAUGAAAUUAAUAUACAAUUCUCUUCAUACAUCAAUAGAUCAUUGAUUGUUUGUUGAUCGGCAGGCGGCCGCGCGGAUCAGUCUAACACAUUCAAUAGCGAUUAAAUUAUAAUGUUCCGAACGCCUUUCGUCUCAUACAACCGUUGGAAUAACACCAUGGUAACACUAUCGGUGGAAAAUUAAUAAACAUAAAUAAGUAAUUUCAACAUGGCGGCGCAUGGACAAACAUUGAUAUCUUACUAGUCGCAACCGUGACGGUUUCAACGAAGCAUACCUAACGGCUAUUUCAAACCGCUUCAAGUAAGCGAGACACGCUAACUUCAUUCAAUUAAAAAAUCUAUUCUCCAGACAAUGUACAUGACAUUUUUUUCAAAAAACAAUAUUUACAAGAUGUGCCAAUUUCGUAAUUUUCCAAUUAAAACCGUCGACGAAAAAGAUAAGGAAAGACGCGGCUACAAAAAGUCGCAGUGGCAGGUUGCACAAGACUCCUCAGUCGCACAAAGCAUCGUACACACCAAGGGGACGGUGUGAUUGCGUCUUUACAACUAUAUAUUUUUUUUUAUUUUGUUCAUAUAAUCAACACACUACGCGUCGUUUACAAGUGGAUUCUUUACGCUUACUACUUAAUUAUACAAAGGAGUUUAGUUUACUUUGAAUAUUUCCUUUCAAUUAACAUUAGUCGGUCAUUAAAUUUAUUAUCCGUGUCGCGCAGUUUCCACGCGGGCGGAGCGUCGCGCGUGAGGACGCCUCGUCGUACUGCGGUAGUAACGUAGCAUAUUGUCAUUGUUGAAUAUUUGUUUGUUACAUAAAGAAAUUUUCUAUUUAGCCAAAAUAUUUUUGUAUACGUGGAAUCGUCUGCCCGCCGACGUGGAAACCGACCGACGCACUUACAUUAACACGGUUUGAUAAUGAUUACAACUCAAGCAUACAUCAGUCAUACGAAAACAUUCUCCCAGACAUAUUCACGCAGCACACGUUACAUCCGUCCGCAGACAAAACGCCCUACAGGGAUAUCCCAAGCCAAGUUUGGACUGCCAUCGUCAAGUAUAAACAAAAAAAUAUAAUAUAGAUGACUAAAUGGAAUAACACUGGCAGUUUAUAUCUAAAGAGUAAAAAUGUUUCGGAUUUAAAAAAACAAUCUCCCAUCCAGUGUUGCCGCACGCGCGACUUCUCGAAUUUUAUCGAUUUUUAAUCGCGCGUGAACGGUGACAUUGGUUCUUAAUGUUGCUUACUACAUAACUUAAAAACUCAACGUACAGAGAAAUACACCGCCACUGUGCAACACUUAGUACCAAAUACCAAUAUAUUUAUAUUAUAAACAUCCUUUGGACCUGAAAUUGUCGUAUUAAAAAAAUACAAACUUACAAGUUACGGUUAUUGCGAAGCAAAGUGUAAUUAUGUUACAGUGGGCUGGCAACAUCGCUCUGUACACGUCACCGCGACUACACGGGGGACAUCAGAGAGCUAGCGGCUUCACAAAUAAUACUUGAUUGUAAAAACCAUUUUAUACAUAAAAAUAAUGAAUACAAAUUCUAUAAAAUGGAUAAGCGCGUACAACAGACAGUAAAGUAGGUAUUUGGUUGCAAAUCGUCAUAAAAUCUGCAAAACACUGGUAUAUGCCCUUAAAAUUUUUAAUAAACAGUUAUUUUACUGUCGGUCACGCGCAUUUUUGCAGAAAGGCCAAGUUGAAGUUUAGAGUAUCACUUAUCCGGUCUCACUGGCAUCAUAUCAAAAGGCAGUUUCGAUGAUAAUAAGUCAAGAAUUACAACUGUUGCCAAUAGCUCAAAUAAACGUGAGUUUUUCAAACCAUCAUGUCUGCAUCCUUAUUGUUGUGUAACUUGGAUAAAUGAC